This is a messenger RNA of Wyeomyia smithii (pitcher-plant mosquito), 4689 nucleotides long. RefSeq names its product fibroblast growth factor receptor homolog 1-like. Gene Ontology annotation, molecular function: transmembrane receptor protein tyrosine kinase activity; ATP binding. Gene Ontology annotation, biological process: protein phosphorylation; multicellular organism development; positive regulation of kinase activity. NCBI's taxonomy places the organism in Eukaryota, Metazoa, Arthropoda, Insecta, Diptera, Culicidae. The record is from RefSeq and is a predicted model, not a curated record. The transcript has 11 exons. Bases 813 to 3875 code for a protein of 1020 amino acids. Gene Ontology annotation, cellular component: signaling receptor complex.
CUUCUGUUGAUCGGAGAAUCCCGCGCCGCAAGCAGCUUGUUCAGAAUCAGCAUUUUUCCUAGUUGUACUUCUGUCGUCAUUUUCGAGCGAAGGAUUUUCACCGCAGUGACGCGGUCGGACCGUUCAGUACGCUAUCGACAUUCGAUGCUAGCGGACGCGGAUAUUUCUUUCCUCUAGACUCGGGAAAGAAAAACUUCGACUUGGAGUGUGGUUUGGAUUUAGUGGCACGAAUGAGAUUUUAUUCGAUGUACUUUAGUCAAAAUUCUUAUAAACAGUGAUUAAGGUGUAUUGUGUAAAGUUUUGUUUUUCGGAAUAAAAACAAAUUAAUAUCAGUUCUAGCGAAGAAUUCCCGACAAAACCAAAAGUGAUCAUAUGUGACAUGAAUUCUAUGAAUGGUGAUUGAAUGAAGUGAUAUUCGAUCUUCUAGAAGAAGAGAAACAAAAGAUUCAAAUAGAGCAGUUUAGUGUCAUUCAAGGAUAUUUAUAGCGCAUUCAUCCGAUUUGUCCCGAGCGCAAAGUUUGCCAUUGAAACCAUCGAUUGGAUUGAGCGAUACGGAGCGGGUCAACAAUUUCGUAUUGUGUCCUUCGAUCGGAUAAUCCCGAAAAGGUUGCAACAGGAUACAACCCGAUCAACAAUGUGUCAACGUUAUCAACAAGCUGCAGAAAUUUUCCGGCGAUGUUGAUUAGAAAAUCCAGCUCUAGUCGUAAUCUGCAUCGAGAAAACUGAAUCCAAAGCUGCCUGCAAAUGGAAAAGUGCAAUUAAUACAAGUCUGAUGAGUCUAACUCUAAGUGUAGUGAUCAAAGUUUAGUAACAUGGCGGGCGAAGUUUGCCAAUUGUUUGCGUUUGUGACAUUGACAGUCCUUCUGCUGUUUUUAUUUAUCGAAAUGAGCUGCGCCUACAAGAUUUCAACGGCCGACCCGGAAGUGAUACGAAUAAAUUUGGGAAAUAAGAAGCUCGUGAAGGAAACGGUUCCACUACACUCUAAGCUGCUAAUAAAGUGCAACUUUGACACUCCAUCGUGGUACAAAAAUGGCAAACCCAUCACAUCGGAUACCAGGAGAGCUAAGUCAUUAAAAUUCAGCGCUAUCAAAAAGACUGACGCCGGCUACUAUUCUUGUGGAUCAGAGUUCAGCGAAUGGGCCAAUCUGACUCUGUCAGUAUUCAGCCAGCAUGAAACGGUCGACCACUAUCAGAGCGAUUCGCCCGGUAGUGGCGCUGGGCAGACGAGCGCGGGUCGUACCCGUGUGGCCAACCUGGAAAAGAAAAGUCUCUACUCGUCGGUUGCGGCAGCGGCAGUUGUUUCUACGCCUCAAACUUAUACAGCCCGCAGUGCACCGUUGGAUAUCGUGAACAAUGAUCUGGUCGAGAGACCUCCGGAGUUCAACGUGGGUAGUAAAAAUCACGUGCUGGCUGUCUCGCGUAGAGCUGGUGACAACUACAAGCUCAAGUGUGAAGUUGUCGGUGAGCCCAAGUUUCGAAUCAGCUGGUUCAAAAAUGACAGAAUGUUGAAUACCAAAAUCGGCAACAAGUCCAGUAUUUUGUUACAAUCGUUAGAUCCCGAGGAUAGUGGUAUUUAUGUGUGUAAAGCAUGCAAUGUGAAUGGAAUGCAGUGUGUUAAUUCGACAACAAAACUGGAUGUGAUUGAAAACCAAGAAGAACCCUACGAUCAAUAUAAUAAGAUGGAAAGCCAUUCUCAGCUUUCCGAUAGUGAAGAGCCGGAUAGUCCAGACUAUGUCGUAGACGAUCACAACUACACAGAAUAUGACGAUGUGGACGAUGAAGAAGAGAAUGACGAAGAUGCCGGUGUGAGUGACGGUGCGGAUCAACAGGGAGGUAAUCCUGUGGGAGAAACAACGGAAAACUUACCGGCUGUGGUUGGACCGAGUGCAGAGCUAAGACCGGGGCCACCGUAUUUUACUAAACGGGAACACAUGGUCGGUCUCAUGCCGAAGCCUUCCGGAAAUAUGGUUCGUCUACGUUGCCCUGCGCACGGCAACCCGAUGCCGAACAUAACUUGGACGAAGGAUAACCAGAAGAUUGUUCGAAGCAUGGGCUCGGUAAAAUACGCCAAAUGGUCUAUCGUGCUGGAAGACUUGGUACCGAAGGACUCUGGAGCAUACACGUGUAAAGUGUGCAACGAUCAUGGCUGCAUUAGCUUCACCACCAAGUUGGAAGUAAAAGAUCGUUUUCCAGCGCGACCAUAUAUCAAAGAAGGGUUUUUGCAUAAUACAACCGUACUGGUGAAUUCAUCCGCUACAUUCGAAUGUCGGACUAUCUCAGACCUCGAGCCACAUAUCGAGUGGAUAAAGUUCCACAUCGUUAAUAUGGCGAACCCAGAAAUACCGGAAAACAUUACCAAGUUGGAGCGAGAUUCCGACAACCCCGAGGUAUUAACGCUGGAGAACGUCACUCAUGCCGACGAAGGAUGGUACACCUGUGUGGCUGCAAACACUCUCGGGGCAUCUUACGAAAGCGCCUACCUGCGCGUUGUGGACGAAUUUCCGGAAGAUGACGCUCCUACGGCACAUCCGGUGCGGCCCCAUUCCACGCUGAUCACAAUCAUGACUGUGGUGCUGUCGGGUUGCUUCAUGGUCCUGGCCAUCAUCGUAGUGAUUGUGUGCAAGAAGCUGAAGCGGGAGAAGAUGAAGCACCGGGCAAUGGAGCACGUGAACCAGUGGACUAAGAAGGUGAUCGUGCUGAAGCAACCAGCGAUCGAGAACAGCAUUCCGGGGGUGACGGAAGCGAUGCAAAUGCCAAUCGUUCGUAUCGAAAAGCAGCGCUCGACGCUGGUGCAAAGCGGUUAUUACGAUCCCGCGUUGAUCUCCGAGUACGAGUUUCCAAUCGACUUGAACUGGGAGUUUCCUCGCAAUAAACUUCUGCUGGGGAAAAAUCUCGGCGAAGGUGCUUUCGGUAAGGUGGUCAUGGCGGAAGCGCAAGGACUUAUUAAGGGUCAAGGUUCCAGCGUAGUUGCAGUGAAAAUGUUGAAGGAGGGUCACACUGAUGCUGAUGUCAAGGAUUUGGUUUGUGAGAUGGAAGUUAUGAAAAUGAUUGGCAAGCAUGUCAACAUUAUAAACCUGCUCGGGUGUUGUUGUAAAGAUGGGCCACUGUAUGUCAUCGUGGAGUACGCUCCACAUGGAAAUCUAAAGGACUUCCUGCGAUCUCACCGCUUUGGAACGAACAACUACGAUUCGGUUUGCGGGGAGAAGGAAAAGAAGAUCCUGACAUUGAAAGAGUUGAUUUCAUUCGCAUACCAGAUCGCACGAGGAAUGGAGCAUUUGGCAUCAAGAAGGUGCAUUCAUCGAGACUUGGCAGCACGCAACGUGCUGGUAAGCGAAGGGUAUGUAAUGAAAAUUGCAGAUUUUGGGCUUGCGCGGGACAUCCACAGUCAGGAGUAUUAUCGGAAAACAACUACCGGCAAGUUACCGAUUCGGUGGAUGGCUCCGGAAUCUUUAGAGGAAAAGUUCUAUGACUCUCAAAGUGAUGUAUGGUCAUUUGGAGUUUUACUUUGGGAGAUUAUGACGCUCGGUGGUAAUCCUUAUUCUUCAAUUCCUACGUGGGACAACCUGCUGGAACAUUUAAAGAAAGGAAAGCGAUUGGAACAGCCACCUCUUUGUCCGAUCCAUAUUUACGUUCUGAUGCGUGAAUGUUGGAACGAGAAGCCGAAGGUGAGACCCACCUUCAGUGAAUUAGUGCAAAAUCUGGAUCGACUAGUUUCUAUAACAUCCAACGAGGAGUAUCUAGAUCUUGGCCUUCCUACACUGGAAACGCCACCGUCCAGUGACGAUGAAUCAGACGAAAGCGAAAACGAUUUCGGUAGCGAACGGAUGCGGAUGUAUCCAUUUAAUCAUAGUCACACCACCGAAAGUACGUUUUGAAAGGAGUGCGUCAACCGAACUGCAUAGAUUUGUGCAAAUAAAAAAAAGGAAACAAACGUCCAGAGCUCGACAAGUAUUUCUAACGUUUAGAGGUAAAAUCUGUUGCACUUGUGAAUGGACGAAUUUAACGCGUAUGUAUGCCUGAGGUAGAUUGUUAUUUGUUAAGAACAAAGCACAAGACUGUAUUUAUUAGAAUGUAUUAUAUUUACUAUGUAAUUAAUGUAACCAACCAAUGACAAAGUGGGAAUGUAAGCAGCUAGUCAGAAAUUCCUACGUUCAACGAGCAUAAGCCAUGAAGAAACGUGUCCAUUUUCAGCACUAAAUGUAAAUAGAUCCGCAAUAUACAUUAAGUGUUUAGGCUCUAAGACAACAGUCAAGCAAGACCAAAGCGUAUUAAUUCGAAAACAUGUUAGGGCAGAAUAAUACUCUAGCCAGUUUUCACGUCAAUGUAUCAUUGUUUAGAUUACAUCAACGAUCUAGUAGAACCAAUCAAAAAUCUAAUCCCUACCUGUUGCAAUAUUACUUCUAAUUGUAAAAGUAAUUUUAUCUUAAGUAAGCCGUGUUGUAACAUAUUUAACGUGAUCUUAUUAAAAUAAAAUACGAUUCUGCAUGUUGUUGUGGUGCGGAAUAGUGAAAACGAAAUGUGUCGAAUUAAUUAAGUCAGAAUUAAGCAUCGAAGGCUUAGGAUAAUCGUCAAACACGUCAGCCUGAAAUACCUGCUGCAAUACUUUACCCAUAACAAUUAAGUUAAAAUCGUGCGAUAAUGCUAAAUAAUGUAAAAUUGAAAUGAUGUGAAAUAAAAAUGCAAACAACA